UCUCUCUCUCUCUCCCUCUUUUAAUUCUCAAUUCCCUCUCUCUCUCUCUCUCUCUAAACUACUACACCUUCUUCUGUUAUAAUGACAAGAAUCAAUCCAAUAGCUUAAAAACGAAACUCCUCAGCCCGUCCCACAUCCCUCGCCCCCACCUCCCCAACACCCCCCGGCCCCUACCGCCCCAUAUUUCUUCCCCUACCUUUGCCAGAAAGCUCUCACUUUGUAAUGCAGAAUUUUUCUCAAAAUCAUUAGCUUUUACUAUUCACUAGAGUAGUUGCAUAGAUAAUUGGGAGCGCUGUCUGUUCCUCAGAUACCAUAUUUUGAAACAAAAGCGUUCAAAAAACAUGUCAUCGGGGUUCUCCGGCGGUGGAGGGCCGGACUUUUUCACCAGCUCUGGAAUCGCCACCGGAAGAUCUACCAAUCCGAUGAUGCCCACCAUGAACAUGAACAUGAACGUGACCAACCCUUCGCAGCUACCCUACAGGUCAGCCCUGGCCGGAAUUCUGCCGGACCCGGCUGCACAGAUCGUCCACCGCGGCCCUGACUUGAUCGGCAAACGAUCUCUGACGGAGUUUCAACAGCAGCAUCAAUUACUCCAACAACAGCAACAGCAACAGCAACACCAGCAGCAAAUGGGUGGCUUAGGACCGCUUUAUAGUAAUCUUCGCAACGUGAAGCCCAGGGUAAACUACCAGCACGCGUCUCCCAUAUCUCCUCUGUCGCCUGUAGAUUUAUCUGUUAUCUCAUCUCUUUCGCCUGAAGCCUCCUCCAUUUCGAAUUCUUCUUCGCCGAUGAACCCUCGCUACGGCCGGCCUAUUCUUCAACAAUUCCGUCCCCAGCAGCAGCUACAGCAACCACAACCACAACCACCACGGAUGAUGAGCAACUGCGGCUUGACUACGACUGCUAGUCUAUCCAAUGGAAACAUCAUCCAACCGGCCAGCUCUGGUGGUAUGCCUAACCGACCUAACAAAUUUAUUCCGUCCAAUAUUAGCAGUAGCAGUAGCGUAUCUUUUCCAAACUUGUUUCACAACCAGCGCGCAGUCGUGCCUAUGCCCAUGUCCGUGGGCAUGGUUACCCCUGGCAAACAAUUGUUCUCAGCACCUCAAGAUCAGACGGAGAACAAGAUGAUGAAUAAACUUCAGGAGCUAGAAAAGCAGCUCUUUGACGACGAUGACGAAGGAGGCUGUGGCGGCGACGCUGUCUCCGUUGUUACGAACAGCGAGUGGUCUGACACGAUUCACAGCUUGAACAUGAUCACCACAACCAACUGCAAGGCCAUUUCUCCAUCUCCGACAUCAUCAUCGUCUUCCUGUUCAUCGACCUCGGCUUCUCCGCCCAUUGCUUGCCCCAAGCAGUCGAUUGCUGAUGUCGCCGUGGCAAUUUCAGAAGGAAGGAUGGAGGCCGCGACGGAGGUCCUCACGCGCCUUGCCCAGGUCGCUAACCCCAGGGGGACUUCCGAACAAAGGUUAACCGCUUACAUGACCUCAGCACUCCGCUCGCGCGUGAACCCCACGGAUUAUCCCCCGCCGGUCACCGAGCUCUACACGGCGGAACACUCGGACUCAACCCAGAUGUUGUACGAGGUAUCACCCUGUUUCAAGCUGGGCUUCACGGCCGCAAAUUUAGCAAUUCAGGAAGCUAUCUCCGGUGAGCAGCCAGCGGACAAGCUCCACGUCAUCGAUUUUGAUAUUGGUCAGGGCGGGCAGUACGAGCAUUUGCUGCACUUGCUUGCGACGAUGAAAGCUGACAAGCCCAGCGUUUUGAAGAUCACUACUCUGGUGGAUUCUGUGAAUAAUGGAGGGGAGGAGAGGCUGAGGGCCGUGCGCGGUAACCUCGAGGCAUUGGCCAACAAGUUGGGCGUGUGCUUGAGCCUCAGAGUGACGAGUUUGAGGAUUGGUGAGUUGAAUCGGGAGAAGUUGGGGGUGGAAUCUGACGAGGCUCUGGCAGUGAAUUUUGCUUUCAGGCUGUACAGGUUGCCGGAUGAGAGUGUCACGACGGAGAAUUUGAGGGAUGAGUUGCUCCGGCGGGUGAAAUGGCUGUCGCCCAAGGUGGUAACCCUGGUGGAGCAAGAGAUGGGCGGCAACACGGCGCCGUUUGUGACGCGCGUGAAGGAGGCGUGCGCUUACUACGGGCUGCUGUUGGACUCGCUGGACGCGACGGUGGGCAGGGAUCGCCCGGACCGAGUCAGGAUAGAGGAGGGGGUGGGUCGUAAGUUGGCCAACUCGGUUGCGUGCGAAGGGAGGGACCGCGUUGAAAGAUGCGAGGUGUUCGGCAAGUGGCGGGCCCGGAUGAGCAUGGCCGGGUUCGAGCUCAAGCCCAUGAGUCAAACCGUUGGUGACUCACUCCGUUCCAAACUCCACUCCGUGACACGUGGCAGUCAGGGUUACACCGUAAAUGAACAGUCCGGUGGUGUCUGCUUCGGUUGGAUGGGACGAACGCUCACCGUCGCAUCUGCUUGGCGUUAAUUCUACUCUUAAUUCUUUUCUUUUGUUUGUUUUUCUUCCUUUUUUCUUUUCAAUUUCCUAGCAAAAUUAUAUAUAUAUAUAUAUAUAAUUAUUACUACUACUAAUAAUUGUUAAAUAUGCUACAUUGGUACGUAUUACUAUUAUUAUAUUAUUAUUUAACGUUACGGUGGCAUUAAGCUUCUCUGUGUCGUGAGGAGAAUGGGUAAGACCCACCCGCCAAUGGGCAGGCAAUAGCAGCCCAGCGAAAGAUAUGUUUGGAUUCCUGGAAAAUCUCUCUGUCAUUUUUUACUUUGUAAUAUUGGGGUUGGGUGUGGGACCGGACGGGGGUUGGAGAGUGGAAUUGAGAAGAAAGUGGUGGUGGUGUUUGGCAAUGUGCUGACUUGUGCGGUGGAUUACUUUGCUCUCAACUCAAGUGUCAAUGGAUGUGGGCUCCAUUAGUUAGAUUAUAGUAUAUUUUGGUUAUGGUUGGUCUCUGUUUGGGUAGUUCUAGUUGGGUGGAUUACGUGUACUAUUCACAUUGGGUAUGCUUAUGGACCACAAUCUUUUUCUUUUUUUUAAA
Molecule: messenger RNA, 3024 nt
Organism: Coffea eugenioides
Lineage: Eukaryota; Viridiplantae; Streptophyta; Magnoliopsida; Gentianales; Rubiaceae
Product: scarecrow-like protein 8
Exons: 1
Coding region: 342-2465 (707 amino acids)
Biological process (GO): regulation of DNA-templated transcription
Cellular component (GO): nucleus
Molecular function (GO): sequence-specific DNA binding; DNA-binding transcription factor activity
Source: RefSeq, a predicted model, not a curated record